AUGUCCCUACUCCCAGAUGAGGAAGACGGACGGGAGCCUUUACUUGCUGAUGCUGUGGUGCCUUCGCACACACCCCGAGAAGCCGACCGCCGUUUGCGCCUACUAAGCGAGCAUGAGGCUGAAUUUUGCCAAAAAAUAAAAGUUGACGAUGUGGGUGACUCAAAAUUCUGUGGCGGCUUUAGCUUCCGAAAGCUUUGGGCAUUCACUGGUCCCGGGUUUCUCAUGAGUAUCGCUUACCUAGACCCGGGGAAUAUCGAAUCUGACUUACAAAGCGGUGCAAUCGCAAAAUACAGCCUUCUGUGGCUUCUUCUCGCGGCCACUUUGAUUGGCUUGUUCAUGCAACGGUUGGCUCUGCGUUUGGGCGUUGUGAGCGGGCGACAUCUGGCAGAAGUAUGUUAUGACGAAUACCCCCGACCAGCGCGCUUAUUGCUGUGGUUGAUGGUGGAAAUAGCUAUUAUCGGAUCCGAUAUGCAGGAGGUGAUUGGGACUGCGAUUGCAAUCAACUUACUCAGCAUAGGUUACAUUCCGCUUUGGGCUGGUGCCUUGAUAACCAUUGUGGACACUUUCACUUUUUUGUCUAUCGAUAAAUAUGGCUUGAGAAAACUGGAACUAUUUUUUGGCCUGCUGAUUACUACAAUGGCGUUCACAUUUGGCUACGAGUACGUCGUCGUUCGACCUCGGCAGCUGGAUGUCCUGUUCGGGCUUUUUGUACCCUCAUGCAACAACUGCGGUUGGCAAGAGCUACAACAAGCUGUGGGUAUUAUCGGAGCAGUGGUGAUGCCUCACAAUUUUUACCUGCAUUCUGCUCUGGUCAACUCUCGUGAUAUCGACCGUUCACAUCGCGGACACGUUCGUGAUGCCAACCUGUACUUUUUCGUCGAAUCUGCUAUUGCGCUUUUUGUCUCUCUGGUAAUCAACAUCUUCGUUGUAUCCGUCUUUGGUGCGGGUUUCCAUGGAACAAAUGUCACUGAAGUGGUCACCACCUGCUCCGUUGAGGGGUAUCUACCGGCUCAUCUUAUUAAUGACACAUCUGAAUUCAGCGAGUCAAAUGUGAAUCUUUUUACGGGAGGUGUGUAUCUUGGUUGCCGAUUCGGAAUGGCGUGUCUCUACAUCUGGGCCGUGGGGAUCUUGGCUGCUGGACAGUCGUCUACAAUGACAGGAACUUAUUCAGGCCAGUUCGUCAUGGAUGGUUUUCUCAACAUUCAGCUGAAACGAUGGCAAAGAGUGCUGCUCACUCGCUCGAUAGCCAUCGUACCCACUUUGCUGAUCACUGUGUUUAAGGGUAUCUCGGAUUUAACCGGAAUGAAUGAUCUCCUGAACGUGCUGAUGAGCGUGCAACUUCCAUUCGCUCUCAUUCCUCUCCUAACCUUCACCAGCAGCAAAUCUGUGAUGGGCGAAUUCAGCAGUUCAAUCCCAUGCACAGUUGUAGCUAAUUUGCUGUCUGUUGGCGUUAUCUCUGUGAAUUUGUUCUUGGCCUCCAUAAUCAUUCGGGACCGUUUGCCUUCACAUUGGGCUAUCUAUCUCGGAAUGGCACUACUCUUACUCUACUACGUUGCAUUCGUCGGCUAUUUGACUUAUUUUGGAAUCCGCAAGAUUUUUAUUCACCGACAGAAAAGGUACUUCAGCGUCUCAGGGGAUCCUUCAGCUGAGUUCAAUUCAUCUUCCUAUCCUGUGACAAAUGAACCCAAUGGCUGUGAUCUCUCCAGCGUCACAAUGUCGGAUUCAUCAACCAUAUCCUCUUAG
Molecule: messenger RNA, 1743 nt
Organism: Dicrocoelium dendriticum
Lineage: Eukaryota; Metazoa; Platyhelminthes; Trematoda; Plagiorchiida; Dicrocoeliidae
Source: the annotation of a GenBank genome assembly